Messenger RNA from Monosiga brevicollis MX1, 954 nucleotides. RefSeq lists its product as uncharacterized. The transcript is spliced from 4 exons. NCBI's taxonomy places the organism in Eukaryota, Choanoflagellata, Craspedida, Salpingoecidae. Gene Ontology annotation, biological process: spindle assembly; protein localization to microtubule plus-end; regulation of microtubule polymerization or depolymerization. Gene Ontology annotation, molecular function: microtubule plus-end binding. The coding region runs from base 1 to 954 and encodes 317 amino acids. The record is from RefSeq and is a predicted model, not a curated record. Gene Ontology annotation, cellular component: cytoplasmic microtubule; spindle midzone; microtubule organizing center.
AUGCGUCUGCCUGGGCCAAUAGAUCUGUGCUACAGCGUCGACAUUGCCUUUUGCUCCGUUCAGCUUACCAACGACAUGGGUCGCACUGCAGUCAAUGUGCACGCUACGAGCGUCAACACCACCAACAUCAGCCGCCAGGACCUGGUUGAUUGGAUCAACACCACCCUCAACCUCAGCUAUUCCAAGGUCGAAAAUCUGUGCACUGGCGCGGCGUACUGCCAACUGAUGGACAUGAUGUUUGGUCCGGGCGUCGUGCCCAUCAAGCGCGUCAAGUUUGACGCCAAGCAUGAACACGAGUUUAUCGAAAACUUCAAGCACCUCCAGCAAGCUUUCCUCUCAACCAAGUGUGACAAGGUUAUCCCCGUGGACCGCCUCAUCAAGGGCCGCUUCCAGGAUAACUUCGAGUUUGGUCAGUGGUUCAAAAAGUUUUUCGAUGCCAACUUUGACGGUCGCGACUAUGACGCGGCUGCCCGCCGCGCCGGCAAGAAAGUGAUGGCACAUACCAAUCCCACCAACUCCAAGGUGGCUGGCGCAUCUGCCACCCCGUCGACUACGACCUCCCCGAGCAAGCGCAAACCAGCAGCUGCCUCAGCUGGCGCUGCCUCUGCCUCAGCCUCAGGUUCGGCGGCUGCACGCUCCCGUGUCUCUGGCCCCAGCACUACUGCCGCUGCCGCCAGGGACACUGGCUCUUCCGCCGCCAACAGCCAGGCGGUCAAGGAGAAGCAACUGCAGGUCGAUCAGCUCUCCACAGAGGUCGAGGAACUGCGCCUUACUGUUGAAGGCUUGGAAAAGGAGCGUGACUUUUACUUUGGCAAGCUGCGUGACAUUGAGAUUAUUUGCCAAGAGGUACCGGAAGAUCAGCGCGGCUCAACCAUCGAGCGUGUCUUUGAGGUGCUCUACGCUCUUGAAGAAGGCUUUGAGGCCCCUGUCGAAGACCCCGAAGAAGCAUAUUAG